AUGGAGAAUCAGAUGAACUCAACUGAAUUAUCAAGUCGUGUUACUCCUAAUGAUGAAAAACUUUAUCUAGCUAGUUCUAAGUUUGAAUUAAGUGAUGAGCUAUUAACAAGUGCGAGGGAAUUUUAUGCUAGUAAAGGAAACGGGUUAACUAUUCGAAACUCAAAAAAAGAUAAAUUCAUCAUCUUGCAAUGUGACCGUAGCGGUUCACCUCGAAUUGAAGAGAAUAAAAUCAGAAGCACUAAUACUCGUUUGAUUAAUUGUCCCUUUAGAUUAACAUGUAAAAAGGGAAGUCAUGGUUCAUGGAUAUUUCAUGCAAAAGAUUUGACACACAACCAUGAACCAUCUAUUGAUACAUCUGGCCAUCCAAGUUUUAGGCGAUUAUCAGCUGAUAGUAUACAAGUUGUGAAAAACAUGACAUUGGCUGGAAUACCUCCAAGACAGAUACUUUCUUCUCUACGUCAACAAAGCCCAAAUCUUCCAGCAGUCUCUAGAACUAUAUACAAUUUAAAGGCAAAAUUUCGCAAGGAUAGUUUAGGAAAUCGUUCCAAGAAUUGCCCGUUUGUUAUUGUGACAGAUAGGGAAUUGGCAUUGAUGAAUGCCAUAAAGAAUGUAUAUCCAACCACCACAAAUCUUUUGUGUGUUUGGCACAUUGAAAAAAAUGUGUUGGCAAAUUGCAAGAAGUAUUUUGGAUGUGCCAAAGAGUUUGAUAUGUUUAUGUUAAGGUGGAAUAAUAUAGUGUAUUCAACAACAGCAGCUGAAUUUGUGAGAAAUUGGGGAGAACUCCGAGCAUUUUGUAGUGAUAAGAUAAAAGUGAUCGAGUACCUAGAGAACACAUGGUUAACUUGGAAAGAAAGAUUUGUUUGUGCUUGGACCGACAAAAGCUUACAUUUUGGCAACCGUUCAUCCUCAAGAGGUGAAGGUGCUCAUGCCAAAUUAAAGCAAUAUUUGCAAGUUUCUACCGGUGGUUUUCAAGAAGUAAAAGAUAAAAUGUCUCUUGCAAUCGAACAUGAAUUCAACGAGAUCAAAGUGAAACUUUCAAGUGAGAAAAUUCAUGUCGUUCAUGAUUCUAAUAUACCGCUUUUUAGGGAACUUUUGUAUCGUGUAUCUCAUUUUGCUUUGAAAGAGAUUUAUGAGCAAUAUAAAAGGUUUAAACAAGGCAACAUGGCUCUUUGCACUGGUCAUUUUAUGGAAACCAUGGGUCUUCCAUGUUCCCACAAAAUAGAAGAGUGGCAUGGAAGGUCACUUCCAUUGGAGCUUAUCCAUCCAAAUUGGAGGAUUGAUACAUUAAGUCUAACUAGAGAUUUUGAUUCACACAAUGAUGACAAUGACAUAUUUGAGCAGUUGCUAAAUGAGUUGCAUUUAAAGUUCCAAAUAUGGCCUGAGAACAAGAAAGAGUUUGCUACUAAGAUGAUUACUAAACUUAUUGACAAAUCCGAUACACUUUUUGAGCCAAGAAUUCAACGAGCAAAAGGAAGACCACCAAAAUCGAAAAAGAAAAGGGGAAUAACUUCGACGAGAAGAGAUUUAUCAAGGUUUGAGCAUGUGGAAUCAUCACAAACAAACAACUCGUCAAUGUCUACUUGUGUCGAAAGAACCAAUGGAACAACUAAUGAAUAUAGUUAUAUCUUUCAUGACAACAAUUCACUUGAUUUAAAUUUAUACUCAGAUUUAUCAAGUGAAUAUAUGUUGUUAGAGUAG
Molecule: messenger RNA, 1698 nt
Organism: Erigeron canadensis
Lineage: Eukaryota; Viridiplantae; Streptophyta; Magnoliopsida; Asterales; Asteraceae
Exons: 4
Coding region: 1-1698 (565 amino acids)
Biological process (GO): L-valine catabolic process; thymine catabolic process
Cellular component (GO): mitochondrion
Molecular function (GO): methylmalonate-semialdehyde dehydrogenase (acylating, NAD+) activity; malonate-semialdehyde dehydrogenase (acetylating, [NAD(P)+]) activity
Source: RefSeq, a predicted model, not a curated record